GUUCUAAUUCAAUAGAUAUUGCAUUAGAUGAGUCAAGAAUUAUAGCCAUUAGUCAGAGAGAAAAAGAACGUUUACAUAAUCGUAGUGUAUUGGUUCGCCUAAUUGACAUCACGCUAUGUUUAGCUAAAAGUGGUAAGCCCUUCCGAGGACACAACGAACAAAAGUCCAGUGUUUGUAAAGAUAAUGGUAAAAAGAAUGUACUAUAUACCAGUAAUUUAAUCCAAAAUGAUUUAUUGAAAUCUAUUAACAAUGUAAUGAAACGUAAAAUUUUAUCAAAAAUAAAAAAUAAACUUAUUUCUGCAUGUGCAGAUGAAACAAGUGAUGUGGGCCAUCACGAGCAAAUGUCUGUUGUAUUAAGGUUUGUUGAUCCUUCGAAAAAUAAACCAACUGAAAUAUUUAUAGGCUUACAACAAAUUAAUGUAGAUUGGAGUUCUGUCUUGGCUGUUUGUUUUGAUGGAGCUGCUACAUUGUCUGGCAAAAAUAAUGGUGUUCAAGCCAAAAUUAAAAUUGAAAAUUCUCAAAUUCAAUGGGCGUGCAGAUCAGAAGCUAUUGAAGCAGUUGAUCAUAAUUAUGAUUCAUUAGUACAUUGUCUUUCAGAAAUAUAUAAGACUACAAAAUUAGCUGAUGUGAGAUUAAAAGCAAAUGGACUUAUCCACAAUCUAAAAAGUUUCAAUUUUAUAUUUGCUUUAACUGUUUUAAAACCUAUUUUGAUUCAAAUUCGCAUAGUUAGUGCAAAGUUGCAAUCACCAGACAUAGACCUCUUAGCUGCCGUAUCAAUUGUUGAAGCACUAAAGAAAUCAUUAACUGACUUAAGAACUGAUGAAGACAACUAUUCAACAUUAUUUGACAAAGUUUUGGACAUUUGUAGUUCACAAAAAAUAGAGAUACCAAAUGUAAAACAAAGAAAAGUGUCUAGUCGAAUUGACAGCAACAAUACUCAACAUUUUAUCUCUGACAAAAAAACAGAAAUUAAAUGUUUUGUGUACUACACAAUUUUAGAUGACCUUUUAAACGGAUUAGAAGAACGUUUUAGUCAAGAAAAACUUUUACUAAUAAUUGCAAUUGGACGUUUAUUACAGUUUAACCUGCAUGAACAUGACUUAAUUUUACUUUCCAAUAGGUUUAACUUAAAUGACAGUGAACUUGAAGCAGAACUCAGAUUGUUAAAAUCGUUACCAGAAUUUGAAAUUGGUAAAACAAGCAAAACUAUUUAUCAGUGGUUAAAUAAUCUGUCCACUAAUAAUUUAUGUAAUAGUUUUCAAAAUUUUUACAAGAUAUUAACUCUUUUUGUAACAAUGCCAGUCACAAGUUGCUCUUAUGAGAGAUCUUUUUCAAAAUUAAGUUUGGUAAAAACAAAGCUGAGAAGUUGUAUGACGCAAGAUCGAUUGGAGUCAACGAUGUUAAUAUUUGUUGAACAGGAAUUGGCAUCUGAAUUAGAUCCAGAAGAUAUAAUUGAAGAGUUCAAACAUCUUAACAAUACACAACGGCGACUAGAACUUUAA
This is a messenger RNA of Sipha flava (yellow sugarcane aphid), 1502 nucleotides long. RefSeq lists its product as uncharacterized. Gene Ontology annotation, molecular function: protein dimerization activity. Lineage: Eukaryota; Metazoa; Arthropoda; Insecta; Hemiptera; Aphididae. The annotation marks the transcript as partial. The record is from RefSeq and is a predicted model, not a curated record. The transcript is spliced from 4 exons.